AUGAUUGAGCCCAUUCAAGGCGAAGCUGGUGUUAUCCCAGCAACACCUGAGUUUAUGCAGCAAUUGCGCGAAUUAACGCAAGCUCAUCAGCGCGCUGGUUUGGAAUCCAUUACUUUAGAUGGCAGACCCCCCGCUCCCUCGAAGGGCAUACCUCUG
Molecule: messenger RNA, 156 nt
Organism: Cetraspora pellucida
Lineage: Eukaryota; Fungi; Glomeromycota; Glomeromycetes; Diversisporales; Gigasporaceae
Source: the annotation of a GenBank genome assembly